Molecule: messenger RNA, 2189 nt
Organism: Peromyscus californicus insignis
Lineage: Eukaryota; Metazoa; Chordata; Mammalia; Rodentia; Cricetidae
Gene: Zscan2
Product: zinc finger and SCAN domain containing 2
Exons: 3
Coding region: 222-2069 (615 amino acids)
Biological process (GO): negative regulation of transcription by RNA polymerase II
Molecular function (GO): DNA-binding transcription repressor activity, RNA polymerase II-specific
Source: RefSeq, a predicted model, not a curated record
AUGGGCUUGAGCUGAGGUGAAUCCAGAGGGGCCGGGCCGGGCCGAGGGGCGCUUUUGCUCGCGGAGCGACUGGGAGAGCAGGAUCUGGUCCCCGGAGAGGCGAGCCUGAGAGGCAGCAGCGUUUCUUGUUGAGAUUGGAGGAAGGAGUUACCUUCUCAGAGAGCCUGCCUGGAGACAGAUGCCAGGCUUGAAGCCUGAGUGAUCAUCCAGGAAGUUGGACAAUGGCAGCUGAAGAGCCAGCGGUGACCACUCCCCUCAGCCCUCUGGUUCAGGUGCCUCCAGAAGAGGAAGAUGAACAGGCCGAGGUCACCACUAUGAUCCUGGAGGAGGAUUCGUGGGUGCAGGAAGCAGUGCUGCAGGAGGAUGGCCCCGAGUCGGAGCCCUUUCCCCACAGUGCUGGAAAGGGCAGCCCCCAGGAGGAGGGUGCGGCCGAGGGACCUCAGGGUGCGCUUGUGCGAUUUCGGGAGCUCUGUCGGCGCUGGCUGAGGCCAGAGGUACACACUAAGGAGCAGAUGUUAACUGUGCUGCCGAGGGAAAUCCAGGCCUGGCUGCGAGAGCACCGGCCUGAGAGCAGCGAGGAGACCGUGGCCCUGGUGGAAGACUUGACCCAGACUUUUCGGAACAGUGAUUUUGAGAUACAGAGUGAGAAUGGGGAGAACUCAGGUCAAGACAUGUUUGAGGAUGUGGAGUCCCAUGAGAUGUUCUUGAAAAUACCCGGAGGGGAAGGUGCCCAGCAAUCUGAUGGGGAGAGUGACUUUGAGAGGGACUAUGGCUCUGGGGGCGCCCAGGGAAAUGCCGCCGGUGUGGACCACGGGGACGUGCCAUCCGAAGGAAGGGAAGUCGGCCAGCUAAUAGGCCUUCAGGGCACCUACCUGGGUGAGAAGCCUUAUGAAUGUCCCCAGUGUGGGAAAACUUUUAGCCGGAAAUCCCACCUCAUCACGCACGAACGGACCCACACGGGAGAGAAAUACUACAAGUGCGAUGAAUGUGGGAAGAGCUUUAGUGACGGUUCAAACUUUAGUAGACACCAGACGACUCACACCGGAGAGAAACCGUACAAAUGUCGGGACUGCGGGAAGAGCUUCAGCCGGAGUGCAAACCUGAUCACCCACCAGAGGAUCCACACGGGUGAGAAGCCUUUCCAGUGUGCCGAGUGUGGCAAGAGCUUCAGCCGGAGCCCCAACCUCAUCGCGCAUCAGCGCACGCACACAGGUGAAAAGCCCUACUCGUGCCCCGAGUGUGGGAAGAGCUUUGGCAACCGGUCCAGCCUUAAUACUCACCAGGGAAUUCACACUGGAGAAAAACCCUAUGCGUGUAAGGAAUGUGGCGAAAGCUUCAGUUACAACUCCAACCUGAUCAGACACCAGAGAAUCCACACGGGAGAGAAACCGUACAAAUGUACCGACUGCGGCCAGAGGUUCAGCCAGAGCUCGGCGCUCAUCACCCACCGGCGCACACACACGGGCGAGAAGCCCUACCAGUGCAGCGAGUGCGGGAAGAGCUUCAGCCGCAGCUCCAACCUGGCCACACACCGGCGAACCCACAUGGUGGAGAAGCCCUACAAGUGUGGGGUGUGUGCCAAGAGCUUCAGCCAGAGCUCCAGCCUGAUCGCGCACCAGGGCGUGCACACGGGCGAGAAGCCCUACGAGUGCCUGACGUGCGGCGAGAGCUUCAGCUGGAGCUCCAACCUCAUCAAGCACCAGAGGAUCCACACGGGCGAGAAGCCCUACCAGUGCGGCGCCUGCGGGAAGAGCUUCAGCCAGCGCUCGCAGCUGGUGGUGCACCAGCGGACCCACACCGGGGAGAAGCCCUACAAAUGCCUCAUGUGUGGCAAGCGCUUCAGCCGGGGCUCCAUUCUGGUGAUGCACCAAAGAGCGCACUUGGGAGAUAAGCCGUAUAGGUGUCCUGAGUGCGGGAAAGGCUUCAGCUGGAAUUCGGUUCUCAUCAUACACCAGCGAAUUCACACAGGAGAGAAGCCCUACAAAUGCCCCGACUGUGGCAAAGGCUUCAGCAAUAGCUCCAACUUCAUAACACACCAGAGGACUCACCUGAGAGAGAAACUCUACUGAAGGGGCAGGGAAGGGCGGGGGAUGCUGGAGCUGACUGAAGGGAGACUCCCACAGUGCCCCCAGUGUUGUCCCUUUAAAAGAGCCGCUUUCCCAAAUACCCUUUGGGAGUUUUUGCCAGAA